AUGACGAAAUUGCAAUGUAUUUUUGCUUUUCUUACAUGCUCGUCACCAAAUUCGAGACAGAAAGGCCGUCUGGUCAUCGCAGGUGGCGAUAAUCUUCCUUUCUAUGGCGUCUAUCAUCCUCCAUCAUACUGCAGCUUCCCAAUGCCUAAAAUAAACCCCGAUCAGAUUGUUAAGAUCGAAAGGGCUUCAAAAACCGGCAGUCACAUGGCGAAAUACUGCUCGACCAAUAUUCCAAUCGCUGAGAUUCUAGCCUUAGUUACCAAUGGUUUAGUGACGGUCACGCAAGCCUCAAAUCUGAAAACCAACAGCUAUGGCGAUGCAGAAACAAAAUGUCUGGACCACAUUGAGCACCUAUCACGUACAAAAGAUAUAAAAGCUACGAUUAAUAUGUCAGAGACUCUUCGGGUUGAGAAAUGCUCCAUUGCUUCGAUUACUAAUCUUUGCUUUCGCGGAAAAAUCUCAGUCCUAGGGAAUUACAGUGGCUUUGUUCCGCCGCCUUCAAGGAACACAAUCAGCAUAGUAACUGACCGACCUAUAAAGAUGAGGAGCUUGAUUGAGGGUACUGAAAUGUACAAGGGAUGGGGACAUAUUGAAAAUCAGGCACUUGGCUGGUAUCGGGGCAAUCUGCAUCUUUUCCAAAAGAACGAAAUCAAAAAUGUUUGGGUUCUAAGAACGAGUCUCUUUCCCAGCGUUCAAAAUGGAGUAUUAAUAGCUACAUAUUUGACUCUCAGCAGUUAUCCUGUGGAUGUAAUUGAUGAUGGUUUUAUUUACACAACAAAAAGCGAUGAAUACUCAAGAACUGUGGCCAAAGGGGUAACGGACGAUCUUUCUGAGGAAGAGGUCAUGAAAAGAUACAGUUAUUUGCUGUACAGUGUAAUUCCGAUGAGACCAGAGAAAGUAAGGGGCGACAUUGGCGCCUUACAACACUAA
Messenger RNA from Blumeria graminis f. sp. triticale, 930 nucleotides. The record is from the annotation of a GenBank genome assembly. Lineage: Eukaryota; Fungi; Ascomycota; Leotiomycetes; Helotiales; Erysiphaceae.